CCACCCUAACAAAAUGGAAAGGAAAAGAAGAAAAAAAACCAGAGGCUCUCACAUUAACAACAAGUCUCAAAGAUUUGUAGCAUUAGAAAACAAUAUAUAAUAAUAAUAUAAAGAUAAAAAAACCAAAUUCAAGAAUUCUUCUUCCAAGAUAAAAGCUACUUCAGCAACUUAUAAGCUAGUUUUGAUUUCAAUGGCUGCUUCUGCUUUUCUUGGGAGCUGGGGUACUUCCAUUGCCGGCGAAGACUACGCCGUGCUGCAGGCAAAGGCGGCGGCGCCGCCGAAUGCGAGGGCGGUUAGAUGUCAGCCGAUGAUGAAGAAUGUAAAUGAAGGGAAAGGUAUAUUCGCUCCGGCGGUUGUAGUCACGCGCAAUAUUGUUGGGAAGAAGAGGUUCAACCAGCUUAGAGGGAAAGCCAUUGCUCUUCACUCUCAGGUGAUCACGGAGUUCUGUAAAUCGAUAGGAGCAGACUCAAAGCAACGACAAGGGCUCAUUCGACUCGCAAAGAAAAACGGAGAGAAACUCGGAUUUCUUGCUUGAUCUCGGUAUAUAUAGGUUUUUAAAGAUUGUACCGAUUAACAUUCAGAAGCAUAUUUUUGAUUCAUUAGUUCAAAACUU
This is a messenger RNA of Erythranthe guttata (spotted monkey flower), 613 nucleotides long. Its product is annotated as protein PROTON GRADIENT REGULATION 5, chloroplastic. Gene Ontology annotation, biological process: photosynthetic electron transport in photosystem I; response to high light intensity. Gene Ontology annotation, molecular function: electron transfer activity. NCBI's taxonomy places the organism in Eukaryota, Viridiplantae, Streptophyta, Magnoliopsida, Lamiales, Phrymaceae. Gene Ontology annotation, cellular component: chloroplast. The record is from RefSeq and is a predicted model, not a curated record.